AUGGACCCCUUCAGCAUCGGCAUUUGCGCGGAAGAUGCAGAGGCGGCUCGUGUGGUGGCCGCCGCGUUAGAUGCCGGCUGCCGACCAUUUUUCUACAAUGCGAGGGGCACUUUUGUCGACAUGCGAUUUGUCCGACCUCGUAGGCCUACCGAGCAUGUUGCCUCUGGUGAAUCGUUUCCGCUGCUGUACGGCUGGAUUGAGCGCGUGAGCGCCGACACCCUCGUUCAACUCGUGGAGCCAACGCCGCCAGCACGACGGCCUUUCUGGUUUGUAGGGGGCGUCGGUGCGGAGUUGCAUGAAAGUCAGACCAGGGCUCCUACCUCCUCCAACGACGCGGGUGAUUUUUCCACGUCCAGCGAAACGGGUGGGCGGGAAAGUGCGGGGCGCGUUGUCGGAUCGUUGAGUUUUCUUUUGCAUGUCGUGAGCACUCCAGCCCAGGAGCACGCACACGACAUCGUGCUGCCUGAUUCCGUGCAGGUUGAUGAAGAGACUCAUCGAGGAGACCUUCCCGAUGCGGUCCACACGACUCAUUCUACGAAGGGGCGUCUUCUUCCCUCGCCAAGAGGGGAGCCUUUAAAGAAUGCCCUGGAGGAGGAGCAGGCCGCGAUGGAUCGCCGUGAUGAUCGUCAAGUUGUGCGCAACGCUGUCGAGACGGUACUGAACUACUCUCAGUUGAUUACGGAGCAUCCAGGAUCUAGUGGAUCGGUUUACGUGAAUGAAUCUACCGGAUGGGAGUACAUUAAGUUUGAAUGA
Molecule: messenger RNA, 753 nt
Organism: Phytomonas sp. EM1
Lineage: Eukaryota; Euglenozoa; Kinetoplastea; Trypanosomatida; Trypanosomatidae
Source: the annotation of a GenBank genome assembly